AUGCUCGAAACCCAUCCAGAACUUGCUAGGCCAUUUCAAGGUGCCAACGCCGUCCAACAGUUUCAAGAGGCCUGUGAGAUUGAAAUCAAUGUCGAGAUGUCUAUCAUGCUCACCCACGACGACAUUGCUCCACCUAACAUUAUAUUAUCGUCAGGGCCAAAUCCAAAAGUAGCAGCGGUCAUCGACUGGGCUCAGGCCGGGUGGUAUCCUGCAUACUGGGAAUAUUGCAAGGCGCGACGAAUAAGGGCUGAUCCAACGGAUUCCAACUUAUUUCGAUAA
This is a messenger RNA of Penicillium taxi, 279 nucleotides long. RefSeq names its product phosphotransferase enzyme family protein. The record is from RefSeq and is a predicted model, not a curated record. NCBI's taxonomy places the organism in Eukaryota, Fungi, Ascomycota, Eurotiomycetes, Eurotiales, Aspergillaceae. The coding region runs from base 1 to 279 and encodes 92 amino acids. The transcript has a single exon.